UCAUUCAUUCAUUUCAUUCGGUCAUUUUGCGUUGCAUGCGCUGUUGAAGGGCAAGAUUGUUUUGUCAUUUCGUUGUAAAAAUCUUAAAAUUUAAAUAAUUUUAUCAAGUGUACAAUUGUAUGCAUUAUCAAUAAAGUGUGUUGUUAGAUUUACUGUUAAUUUAGUCUUCUAGUUAUUUAGGUUGCCACAAUGGCGGUGCUGGCGGCAGCUCAGCUGCUUGAUGAAUUGAUGGGCAGACAUCGGAAUACAAAUCCGAAUGAAAAAAUCAAAAAGCCGAAUUGGGAGGAUCCCGAGUACUGCAAAUAUUACAUGGUGAAGUUCUGUCCACAUGAUUUGUUUGUAAACACCAGAGCAGAUCUUGGUGCCUGUCCGAAAGUUCAUGACGAUGAAGUCAAAGAGCUGUUUGAGAAGGCAGAGUCCUCGUACAAGAAGGCACAAUACGUGGAAGAGUUCUUACGUUUCUGCCGUCACAUGAUCAACGAUGUUGAACGAAAAAUCCAAAAGGGUAAACAAAGGUUAGAGUUAAUGAACUCGAAACCUGAUGGUCCACCCAUGACUCAAGCACAGACUGAGAAAAACCAGGAACAGGUUCAAUUGCUAUCAGAGAAGAUAACAUCAUUAGUACAAGAAGCAGAGGAAGCCGGAACGCGUGGUGAUGUCGAACAAGCACAAGGCCUUAUGAAACUCUGUGAUAGAUUGAAAGAAGAAAAAGAACAACUAUUGAAACAACAAGAGAACAGUCACUGGUCGAUGACGGCUGAGUUAGCAGCAGCACAGGAGAAGCAGAUGGAAGUGUGUCCAGUGUGCGGCGCGUUCUUGAUCGUCGGUGACGCACAACAGCGCAUCGACGACCAUCUGUCUGGGAAACAACAUGUCGGCUACUUCAAACUGCGGCAAGCCUACGAAGAAAUGAACGAGGCACGCGAGAAGGAACAACAAGAGAAAGAGCGAAAACGUCGAGAAGAGAGAGAAAAGGAGCGCAGUGCUCGUAGCGGCGGCCUCGGCUCCGACCGACGCGACCGGGAGCGUAUGGAACGCGACCGGGAGCGCGAUAGGGACAGGAGUGAGAGAGGAAGCGACCGCGGGGACCGCAGCGAGCGAUCCGAUCGCGACCGGGAAAGGGACAAUGAUAAGAAAGAACGCGAAAAGGAGCCCAAGGAUAAGGAGAGGGAACGGGAUAGGGAUAAGGAGCGUGAGAAAGAUAGGGAACAACGGGAUCGUCAUAGGACGAGUCGUGAGAAGACCAACCGCCACGAGGACCGGGAGCGGGAGCGCGAGCGAGAUCGUGAUAAGGAGCGAGACAGGGAACGUGACCGCAAACACCGCAAGGACCGAAGAUCACCUCACGAGCGCUCGCGGCGACGUUCCCGCGACCGCCACUAGCAAAAUGUCUGAGGUAUCACAAAUGCGCCUGAAAUCGGUAAGUAUACAGCGACUCGCUACACUCCCUACCCUACCAAAGCGAAACGUCCAGGUACCCGCUACAAUGUACACUACCCCAUUCUCAUUCACUACUACUUGACGACAGUUAACCAUCAUUCUGAUCUCAAUGUUAACCCACACUGACACUACUCAACCCUCUCCCCGAAAGAUGAGAAAAUUAAAAGUAAUAAAGUGAACACUGUUGUUUUACAGCUUAUAUGUAGCAUACCAAAAUAUUACUUCGGUAUAUGGCAAACAUAAUGGGGAGUAAUGACACCCAUUGCACUCUCGAUUCGAUAGUUGUCGUCACACCGACGGACUUGGCAGGUAUUUGAUUGGAAUUUUGAAUAGUUGCCGAGAGCCAACAAGGGAGAAGACUUAUUUGUUGAUCGCUGUACAUUUGUCUAUCACAACGAAUGCAUCAGUUGUGUGUUAAGAGUACGAUAGCGAUCUUCCAAUAUGAUCCCUUCAGACGAGCAGUACGCCUCGACGUCGUUUUGAGGUAUUUCACCAUGUUAUGUUUCGCCGUCGUCAUUUGUCGCCAGUCGACUCGUGCCGAUCGCACUUGCCAGGUAUUUGUUAGGCUAUGCGUUCUUCUGAUAAAGGCUUUUGAUGGGGAGAUGUAAAUGUCAUUAGUAAUGAAAUGUUUUUAUUUUGAUAUCGUGUCUGUGAUAUUAGGUCAUGUAAAAGCAAUUGAUUAAAUGUAAAGUUUUAAAUUAUUUCUUAUUGUCGUUGCAUUGCAAACACAUUCAAUGCCAUGUUACGAAGACUUUACGGAGCUUACACAUUGGUGCUCUUUGUAUCACAUGGAUGCUGUUAUCACAUCAUCUACUGUGUAUUUCCAGGUACCCGAAUAAUGUUACGCGAGACAUCAAGUUUUAUUUUGUCUAAAUUCUUACAUUUUCCUUGACAUUGGUUUAAUCUUUCCAAGUGCACUUAAUUACAUUGAAAAACUUUAUGUCAUGCAAUCAAUUAACCUGAACCCCGACAUCCACAAGGAAAUGAAUUGUCAAUGACUGUCUAGCAUUUAUUAAAUUAUUAUUAAGACCAACUGUGAUUUUACUAUAAAAAAAUAUUAUUGACAAGUCAGUUCCGCAUUAUCCUGCUGCUAAGUACCCGUUACUAGCUUGCUCCAUGGACUUUUCAGUUGGAAAGCCAUAGACGAAGAACUCCGGAUCGCGCUGCAACCACCAUCACUGUCAAAGAGGUACUUUUGAAAUUAAGCACCCGUACAGAAGAGGCGAGGCGCGACGCUGUUCCGGAAAAUUCUACAUUCGGCCAUCGGUUUCGAGGUGACAUAGAAUAGUCACACGUAAUAUUAAGAAUUUCAAUGUUAGCACCAAAAGUAUUGGUUUAUAAAAUGCAUGUAGCCCAAAGUCCCGCGUUACAACGGACUUGAUAUAAUUUACGAAUAGAUAUUAAAUGUUUGUAACAGUGUAGACACCACUGAUAUUCGAUCUUUAGGAAGGUCACUGUUCUUUUCUGUAAACCAGUUUCCUCUGAGGAGUCAUUCAGGUAUUUAUCAAAUUAUUUUUUAUCUUUAUCGUAAAAAUGUUAACAUUUAAUUGUGUAUGUUUGGGAUUGAGCUGAUAGCGUAUGUCUUGAAGGAAUAAACCAUGAAUUUAAAAA
This is a messenger RNA of Helicoverpa zea (corn earworm), 3051 nucleotides long. Its product is annotated as luc7-like protein 3. Gene Ontology annotation, biological process: mRNA splice site recognition. The transcript has 8 exons. Gene Ontology annotation, cellular component: U2-type prespliceosome; U1 snRNP. Gene Ontology annotation, molecular function: mRNA binding. The coding region runs from base 190 to 1383 and encodes 397 amino acids. Lineage: Eukaryota; Metazoa; Arthropoda; Insecta; Lepidoptera; Noctuidae. The record is from RefSeq and is a predicted model, not a curated record.